CAUUUUAGUAAAACCAACGGUGAAGAUGAGCAUCGGCAUCUCCCUCUGCAACUGCAGCUCCCCACCUUCACUCACUCCGACUCCAACAUCUCCAAAGCCAACUCCAAAGCCUCAAUUCCUCUGCUUCCCCGACGACUGGGCCAAGAAAACCCUACUCGGUGCACUAACCGGAGCUCUUUCUUUAACUCUCCUCACCUCCUCGCCUCCUUCCCUCGCACUAAUUCCCCCUUCAGGACAAACGUUGCAGUUGCCUCCGCCUCCUUCGAAUAAUCCGCCGGAAGGUUGUAGUGAAGAUGAAGAACGGCGGGAACUAGAGCAAGAUAGAGCUGAGCUCAAGCCUGAAUUCGUCACCAAUGAAGGAAUUGUGCAGGAAGCUUGGCAGAUCGUCAAUGAUAGCUUUUUCGAUUCCGGUCGGAGUCGAUGGUCUCCUGAAUCUUGGCAGCAAAAGAUGGAGUAUAUCUCUGGUACUUCGAUUCAGACAAGGAACAAGGCUCACCAUAUAAUUACAAAAAUGUUGGCAAGUUUGGGUGAUCGUUACACGCGCUUCAUCUCUCCUGCAGAUUUCUCCAAGAUGGCGAGGUAUGAUAUGACUGGUAUUGGAAUGGACAUUAAGGAAGUUGCAGAUGUCAGUGGAGCUGUAAAACUGAAGGUGCGAGGAUUGAUAUUGGAUGGUCCAGCACUGGCUGGUGGUGUAAGACAGGGGGAUGAAGUUUUAGCUGUGAAUGGAGAAGACGUGAGAGGGAAGUCAGCCUUUGAAGUAUCUUCUUUGAUACAAGGUCCCAAUGAAACAUUUGUGACCAUCAAGGUCAGGCAUGGCAAUUGUGGACCUAUUGAAUCUCUACAAGUCCAGAGACAACUUGUUGCUCGUACCCCAGUUGUAUAUCAUUUGGAACAAAUAGACAAUGGUACUACUUCUGUUGGAUAUGUGCGCCUAAAAGAAUUCAAUGCUUUGGCCAGAAAAGAUUUGGUCACUGCAGUAAAGCGGCUUCAAGAUAUGGGUGCCUCAUAUUUCAUUCUUGAUCUUAGAGAUAAUCUCGGAGGGUUAGUACAGGCUGGAAUCGAAAUUGCCAAGCUCUUUCUAAAAGAAGGGGAAACGAUCAUUUAUACUGUUGGAAGGGAUCCCCAGUAUCAGAAGGCUAUAGUUGCUAAUACCACACCAUUGGUUUCAUCUCCUGUAAUUGUUUUAGUGAACAACAAAACUGCUAGUGCAAGUGAAAUUGUUGCUUCCGCGCUUCAUGAUAAUUGUAGAGCUGUUCUUGUUGGAGAAAGGACGUUUGGCAAGGGGCUAAUUCAAACUGUCUUUGAACUUGAUGAUGGGUCUGGGGUUGCUGUCACUGUAGGAAAGUAUGUAACACCAAAUCACAUGGACAUAAAUGGCAACGGAAUUGAGCCUGAUUACAGAAACAUCCCAGCUUUAAGUGACGUGGCUGAACACCUUUCUCAUUGCAACUCACUCCGACAAGGUUAAAUUAACUGCAUGGUUUGCCUGGUUUCCUGUUCCAAUUCAAGAUUUCAUCUCUUUUAUCAGGUUGUUUCUUGCUAGUUUAAGUGGAUAUCUAUUUUGCAUCCAACCUGCAGUGCUUUUGCUGAAAAAAAUUCCAUUUUCAAGUGUAGGUAUGAUCUGAUUCUUGCUGUCCAGUAGUCCUUUUUAUCCAUGAAGUUGAGAUGAGAUGCUUGUUUUAACCAAGAGCAUUUGCUUCCAUAUGCCUUGCCUUUGCUUUUGUUAUGAUAUGCCCCUGAAGUUCUGAUUACUCUGAGGGGGAAGAAGCAAAACAGAACUGAUAUUGGAAAAUUUUCGAUGCAAACUGCCUCCAAAGAAAGCUUAAUAAGAACGAUAUCAUUGAGUCCUGCGUGAAUGCUUGAAGAACUGCACUCCUAUGGGAAAAUUUUUUGUAGAAUUUGUCAAUUCAUAAUAUCAUAUGUGCAUGAGUGCCUCAAGUAUAAAGCUUGGAACUGCAGAAGAAGUAGAAGCUUCUUUUGGAAAAUUUUUCACAGGUAGUCUGGGUAGGAAUAGAGUGAUUUUUCUUUAUAUUUUUCUUUUCUGGAAUCGGAUGUGAUAGAAUAAAUUAUUAAAAUCUAGACAAAAUAGUAAAGUUCUAUGAAUAAAGCUGUCGAUUCGAACUCUUCUCUUUUGAAUGGGGAAAUCCUUUACUGUCUUCGCUUGUAGCAACUGCAUACCCAUCCCAGAAAAUGAAGGGAUUCAAAUAUG
Messenger RNA from Rubroshorea leprosula, 2209 nucleotides. Lineage: Eukaryota; Viridiplantae; Streptophyta; Magnoliopsida; Malvales; Dipterocarpaceae. The record is from the annotation of a GenBank genome assembly.